AUGGGAAGCACUUCAGCUCCAGAGGCUCUCUCUGCUUUUCUAUUGCUUUGUUUCUAUGGCACACUAGUUUGUGCCAAAUACAUAAAGUACGAUACUGGGGCUGCUAUUGUGCCAGGAAAAUUGAAUGUUCACCUGGUUCCACACUCCCAUGAUGAUGUUGGUUGGCUCAAAACCGUUGAUCAGUAUUACGUUGGAUCAAACAAUACUAUUCAGGGGGCUUGUGUUGAGAAUGUGCUGGACUCGGUGGUUGUGUCUCUUCAGAAAGACCCAAAUAGAAAGUUUGUGUUUGCCGAAGUGGCAUUUUUCCAUCGAUGGUGGGAAGAACAAAGUCCAGCAACACAAGAACAAGUGCGAAAGCUUGUGGACGCGGGGCAGCUAGAAUUCAUAAACGGUGGUUGGUGCAUGCACGAUGAAGCGGCAACGCACUACAUAGACAUGAUUGAUCAAACGACUUUGGGCCAUCGAUUUUUAAAGGAUGAGUUUAACAAGACUCCCACCGUUGGAUGGCAGAUUGAUCCAUUUGGACACUCUGCUGUGCAGGCUUACCUUCUCGGAGCUGAGCUUGGGUUUGAUUCUAUACAUUUCGCAAGGAUUGAUUAUCAAGAUAGAGCGAAGCGCAAAGCUGAUAAGUCUCUUGAAGUUGUUUGGCGUGCCUCCAAAACAUUUGGUUCUUCAUCUCAGAUUUUUGCCAAUGCUUUCCCCGUUCAUUAUAGUGCUCCAAAUGGUUUCAACUUUGAAGUCAAUAAUGUUGAUGUUAAUGUUGUCCCAGUGCAGGUUCUAGCCCUCAACAACUAA
Molecule: messenger RNA, 795 nt
Organism: Sphenostylis stenocarpa
Lineage: Eukaryota; Viridiplantae; Streptophyta; Magnoliopsida; Fabales; Fabaceae
Source: the annotation of a GenBank genome assembly